AUGAAAAGUUAUUGCAGAACAGCCUGUUGCUUUUUAUUCCUAUUCUUUUUAUCUCCAGCAAAUUCUACUUUCACAUCAUUGUCACAAACUUCUUCUCGCCAAGUUUUAGGCCAACAAUGCAUUGGCAGUGAUAAAACAGCCUUGCUCCAACUCAAAAGGGAUUUAUCUGCAGCCAAACCUGAAUCCACUAGUCCUCUCCAGCCUUACUCAGGUUCUUUUCUUGCUUCUUGGAAGCCUAACACUGAUUGCUGCUCCUGGGAAGGUGUUACUUGCCAUGAAGUCACGACACACGUGAUUGGCCUUAACCUUAGUGGUCACAAUCUUUCUGUUCUUGUUAAUUCAACCAAGUUUCUUAACCUUCCGUACCUUGAAAGGCUGAAUCUUGUCAACUGUAGUAUUAGAGAAAUCCCGAGUUUUGUUCAGAAGCUAGGAGGGUUGGUUGAGCUUGACCUUUCUAAGAACAAAAUCCGUGGCCAAGUGCCUAAAUGGAUUUGGCAUUUAGAAAACUUGGUUUACUUGAAUUUGUCGAACAAUUUCUUGAAUGGAAUGGAAGCACCACCUUCUGCUUCAUUUUUAAGCUCUUUGGCCUUCUUUGAUGUUAGCUCCAAUUUGUUAGAAGGAUCAAUCCCAACACUACCACCCUCUAUCAGCUUCCUCUCACUUGCCAAGAACAAGCUCACUGGAGAAAUUCCUAAAUGUGAUGAUGGUGAAGAUCUACAGCCAUCAGGAGCACAACAAGAAAGCAUUCUUUCGGAGUCAGACAGUCCAUUCAGUUGGAAAUUUGCAUUGGUUGGAUACGGAUGUGGGGUGCCUGUGGGAGUUGCCCUUGGUUACAUCUUGUUUUGGAAGACCAAGCGAUGCAGCAAGUGGAUUGAACAAUCAUUUAAGGCAAAGAAACGGCAGAGAAAUGAACAGAAUCGAAGAAGAAGAUGA
Molecule: messenger RNA, 933 nt
Organism: Dovyalis caffra
Lineage: Eukaryota; Viridiplantae; Streptophyta; Magnoliopsida; Malpighiales; Salicaceae
Source: the annotation of a GenBank genome assembly